AAAACUUUCAUUAAGUUUUUGCAAUUGUUCAAGAAAAUUGACAAAUAACAUUUUAUUUUUUUGUAUUCCUUGAAAACUCACGUUAAUGAAUCAAUGGCAUACUAUUUUGGCGGUCUUUUGAAAAUUUAGCCGUAUUAAACUUUUGCAAUAAAAUUAAAUACGAUAUUGUGUAAAAACCAAAACCUUCAAAUAUAUGGAUUCUUAUAAUAUGACUUAAUUUUUAUAAUGGUUAUUAUGUGUGAAAUAUCUUAACAUACCGGACAAAAUUAGGGUAUAUGUGAACAAAGAAUUAUGCUUAAAUUUGAAUUGAAAGGCAACCCUGGACUUGAUAAAAUUUAAGUAACACCACAGUUUCAGAUUAUUCAUUUUAAUUGCGUUAAAGUUAUUUUCUGCUAUGCAAACCCGGAAUAAACCAAAAUUGAUAUUACAAACGAAAAUAGAAAGUAUUUUGUCCGCGUAAUGAAUAACAGCAAUAUAAAUAAUGAAACGGAAGCAAAUAGAACUUUAUUCCGAUUGCAAGCAAAUGAUAUUGAUGUCCAGGUUUCCAACGUAACUUCGGCUGAUGUCCACAACGUUCCAGAACAAGGUACACCUUUAAUCCAACAGUCUUUCGAAAAUACAAGAAUUGCUAUAGAAGAGAGCUUAGAAUUAACUAAUGUGACAAGGAGUCCACAUAACAUCAUGGAGCAUUAUGCACGACUCUUAAGAGAUCAAGUAGCAGAAGUCACCAGGAGCCGACUUGGGAACAUUAUUGCUGCAUCAGGGGGUAGCGUUUCGUCUCAACAGAAUACGGCCGGAAUAAGUUCCGUAUCAAACUAUAAUACAGUCCGUUCCCUUCCCAAUUCAUUUGGAAAUUUAAAUAACGUUUUAUCACCUGAAGUUUUGCGUUAUUUUUCUACAACAAAUAGUUCCGAUGAAUCUGCUCGACAUUCCCAUGAAAAUGAUAUCAAUAAUCCAAUUAUGUUUAACUUAAGUAAUCGUAAUGCAGAUACUCAAACAAACUCAGUUUCAGCGCGACCGCAUGCUACAAGAGCAUCAAGUUUAGUGUUUGACCAUCAUACAAAUUUCCGCAAUACUGCAGAGGGUGAUAUCAACAGUUUUACGACACCGUCAAGUGCGUUACAUCAAACAAAUAUAAGAAGGGAUGAGGUAGAUGUAAGUGGAAAUGUUUCAACGGAUCAACAAAUAUAUAGCAUUCCUGUAAUUCCAACAAGAGGCACAGAAGAGACAGCAACUUCAACUAAUGAAUUAUACAACACUAGUUACCCGGACAUUGUUAUAACAACCAUUCGUCACUGCCUUCACUAUAUACCCUUCGCAUGUAUACUGUUCGUAAAAUUUAUUUAUGACCAUUCAUUUGCAAUAUUGGAUAUAAUAACAUUACAAUUCAUUAUGUAUUGCGUUAACAAGUCUUUGCAAGUCCAAGUUAAAAGACUUGAUCAGAAAAAUAACUUACUACUUAUACGAGACUUACUACUGGUUGCUGCCGUAAUUACGUUACGUUUAUUGGCGGCAUCGGCUCCACCAGAUCCUUUUGGUUUGCUAUUAUCGCCUCCAACGAGCGAACGAAACAUAAUUCAUCAGGCAGUACUUAAUCUUCCCCAGGAUACGAAUAUGCCUACAACCGAUUCACCAAAUACAAUUGAGAAGACAAUUAUUAUACCGAAAAUAAUAUCACUAAUAGCGGUUAUAUACUAUAUCGCCGUAAACGAUCUUCUUCUUAAAUUGAUUACUAUUUCAAUUAAAUUGGUCGUUACUUUAAUACCACUGCGAGCCAUACGACAUAAAUCAAGGACACGAUUUUAUGUAUUCUUUGAAUUUUUUUCUCAAUUUUAUCGGUCUUUGGUUCCCAUUCGACAAUGGUUGUUAUUCCUUUUCGAAUCGUAUUCCGGUUUACAUGCUAUUUCAGGUGUGAUGUUUUCAUCUACUUACAUUGUACUCAAAGGAUGCGAAUUAGCCGAUCGCGGUAAAACACUCAAGAAGUCAUUUAUCAGUUUAUUGAAGGAUGUAAAUAAGCUGGGAAAACCGGAAAAAGAUAAUUUUGAUACCUCCGAAGAGCUUUGCGCCAUAUGUCAAGAUGCGUACGUCUCGCCUGUGGUGCUAGAAUGUGGACACACUUUCUGCGACAACUGUGUUACCACAUGGUUUAAACGAGAGCAAACAUGUCCAAUGUGUCGAGCGAAAGUAGGAGAUAACCUGGCCUGGCACGAUGGCACCACAACGUUCUUUUACCAGCUUUAUUAAUAACCGAUCUUACAGAGUGUGAAUUUAAAUUUAAGUUAAAGUUCAAUUUGUUUAAUGUCUUAAAUUGCUGAUCAUGUAAAAUAUUAAUGCAAUGUGAUUGAAAAA
Molecule: messenger RNA, 2349 nt
Organism: Bactrocera oleae (olive fruit fly)
Lineage: Eukaryota; Metazoa; Arthropoda; Insecta; Diptera; Tephritidae
Product: E3 ubiquitin-protein ligase RNFT1
Biological process (GO): positive regulation of ERAD pathway
Molecular function (GO): ubiquitin protein ligase activity; metal ion binding
Source: RefSeq, a predicted model, not a curated record